This is a messenger RNA of Dermatophagoides pteronyssinus (European house dust mite), 1277 nucleotides long. RefSeq lists its product as uncharacterized. Gene Ontology annotation, molecular function: NF-kappaB binding. Gene Ontology annotation, biological process: cellular response to tumor necrosis factor. The record is from RefSeq and is a predicted model, not a curated record. NCBI's taxonomy places the organism in Eukaryota, Metazoa, Arthropoda, Arachnida, Sarcoptiformes, Pyroglyphidae. Gene Ontology annotation, cellular component: cytosol.
GAAUUAUUUGAUUCAGGUUAUAAUUAUAAUAUACAAAGUAAAACAUUUUUAGAUCUAGAAGAAGAAGAUGAUGAUGAUGAUAUGGAUAAUAAUCAAUCAUUUUCAUCAAAUCGUCAACAAAAACAACAUCCAGAUCAACAUUCACAGCCAUCAAAUUCAAAACAACAAUCAACAAAUAAUGAUGAUGAUGAUGAUAAAAAUAAAUUUGAUACUGUACAACAAUGGAGUGAUUCAGGUGUUUGUAUAACCGAUUCUGGCCUUAGUAUACAAGAAGAUUUUGAAUCAAAUUACGAAUCUAAUAAUGAUACGAAUGAAAAUAAUAAUCAACCAAAAUUUAAACAGGAAAAAAUUAACAAUAGACAAUCAAUUGAUUCGAAUGAAAAUAAAAAUGCAUUAGAAUUAUGGCUUAAACAUAAUAGUGAUGCUGUAACUUUACUUCAUUUAGCAAUCAUUGAAGGACUUGAAGAUAUUGCUUGUUCAAUAAUUAAAAAUAUUUCUACUUCUAAUGAGAUGCUCAAUUCUUUUAAUUAUCUUUAUCAGAAUCCAUUACAUUUGGCCAUUUUAAAACGACAAAUUAACGUCAUUCCUCUUCUUAUUUUGAAAGGUGUUUCAUUAACAUUUCAGGACAAUUUGGGCAAUACUCCAUUACAUAUUGCUUGUAAAUACUCAUUGAUGAAUAUUGUGGAAAUAAUACUAUCAACUGCCUCGAUUAAAAAUGUAGCCAAAUGUUUGGAAAUUCGUAAUUAUGAUGGUGACACUUGUCUACAUUUAGCUGCCUAUAAUAAUGAUUUAAAACUUUUAGAAUUAUUUAUUCGAUCAGGUGCAAAUUUGGAUAUUCAGGAAGGAAAAAGUGGAAAAACCAUUUUACAUUGGGCUAUCGAAAAUUUACACGUACAAUUAGUCGGUUUUCUUUUGAAGAAUCAGGCAAACAUAAUGGCUGAAACAUUUGCCGGGAAAACCCCAUUGCAUUUUCUAUUAAAAAAAUCAUCAAUCAGACAAUAUAAUCAACACGAUUCAUCAACAUCAUUAACGCAAUCAAACAAAUCAAAAAUUUAUAAAAUUAUUCGUUUAUCAAUUGAAUAUUGUAAUGAGAAAAAAUUAUCAUUAGAUACGAUAACUAAUUUAUCCGAUGAUACGGAUACAUCGGAUAAUGAAAGCUAAUUUCUAUUAAUAUAUAUGAUAUAUGAUAAUCGAUUGAUUUUUUUUUACAAUUUGUGGUUUGUACAUAAUGAUGACAAUCACUUGUUUUUUUUUCUUCAACUACAACAAAAAAAAAA